This is a messenger RNA of Lolium rigidum, 2988 nucleotides long. Its product is annotated as pentatricopeptide repeat-containing protein At3g54980, mitochondrial-like. NCBI's taxonomy places the organism in Eukaryota, Viridiplantae, Streptophyta, Magnoliopsida, Poales, Poaceae. Gene Ontology annotation, molecular function: protein binding. The record is from RefSeq and is a predicted model, not a curated record. Bases 1 to 2412 code for a protein of 803 amino acids. The transcript has 2 exons.
AUGCGCCGCCCACCACGCCUCCGAGGAGGCUCCUCGCUCCUGCUCCCAUGGCGCUCCCUCUGCACCACCGCGGGCGCCCCCACUCCCACUCCCGCGGCGCCAACCGAGCCCCUUUCCGUGCACUUCUCAAACCGCCCGGCUGCCACCGCCCCCGCCGUCGCGGAGAGCCUCACCUCCACGCUCCGCUCGCUCCUCGCCGAAUCCCCGUCCCACCCGCGCGCCUUCCCGCUCCUCAAGGCGGCCGCCUUCGACUCCCGCCUGCCCCCGGCCGCCCUCGUCGACGCCGUCCUCCGCGCCGCGGCCGGGCCAGACUCCGGCUCCCCCGCAGCCGCCGCCGCCCCCGUAUCCCUCCUCAGCCGCCUCCUCGCCUCCCUCUCCCGCGCCGGCCACGUCGCCGCGGCCACCGACGCCUACGCCCACAUGGUCGCCCGCGGCGUCGUCCCGGACGUCAAGUCACGCACCGACCUGCUCGUCACCACCGGGCGGUGCUCGUCGGCGGCGGACGCGCUCGCGCUGUUCGCGGAGAUGCGGGACAGAAGCUACCCCGUGGACGCGUGGAUGUUCGACGCCCUCAUGCGGGCCUGCGCCAAGGAAGGGAUGCACGGGGACGCCGUCAGGCUGUUCGACGAAAUGGCCGCCGCCGAGGUCCAGCCCGACCAGCGCGUGUACGCCAACGUGAUCGCGGCGCUCUGCAAGCUGCGUGACGCCGACCGCGCGCUGCUCCUGCUCCGGGAGAUGAAGGGGGCUGGCUUCGAGACGUGGGACUUCACGUACAGGUCCGUGGCCGAAGCGUUCGUCAAGGCGGGGAGGAUGGAGGACGCUCUGCGGGUCAAGGACGACAUGCUGGCCGCCGGGAAGAAAAUGAACGCGAUUCUCGCCACGAUUCUGAUGCACGGGUAUUGCCUGCGACGCGAGGUUGGGACCGCGCUGGAUCUUUUCGAGGAGACUGUGGCGGAUGGCAUAGUGCCUACUAUUGUGAUGUACGGGGUGUUAAUCAAGGCCUGUCAUCAAGAGGGGAUGGCGCAGAAGGCGUAUGUGCUAUGUCGCCAGAUGAGAGGGCAGGGGUUGCUGCCAAGCUCGUCCGAGUUCCGUUUGGUUAUCGACGGCCUUUUGCAUGAGAAACGGUGGGAGGAUGCUGUAAGCUUGUGUGAGGAGAUGCUUGCUUCUGGCCUAUCGGAUGUCUUCACAUACACUAGUCUAAUCGAUUGGCUCUGUCAGCGACACAAGCUCCGUGAAGCGCUAAACCUAUUUGAUAAGAUGAAGGAAGCUGGAGUGAAACCAUCUAUUGUGACAUACCACAGCUUGUUAAUGGGCUACUGUCAGAAGGGGUGCAUGGAUGAAGCACUCAAAUUGUACUCAGAGAUGCCCGCGCAAGGAUUCGAACCUAAUGCUGUCACAUACACAACUUUGAUGAAAGGGUAUAUCAGAAAGAACAAUUUUGCCAAAGCCUAUGCCCUCCUUGAUGAAAUGAAACAGAAUGGAGUUCCUUGCAAUGAGUUCACAUAUAACGUGCUCAUAAAUGGCAUUUGCAUGGGUGACCGGAUUUCUGAAGUUGAUGAAAUGUUGAACAACUUCGUAAGCCAAGGUUUUGUCCCCACCACAAUAACAUACAAUAGUAUCAUCAAUGGAUUUGUGAGAGCUGGUAUGAUGGGCUCAGCAUCAGCUAUGUACCAGCAGAUGUGCGAAAAAGGUAUACCCACCGACAUAGUAACAUAUACCAGUUUCAUUGACGGUUACUGUAGGACCCGUUGUUGUGAUCUCGCACUCAAAAUGCUAAAUAGUUUGAGAUGCAAGGGCCUUCAACCUGACAUUGCUACAUACAAUGCUUUAAUAAAUGGGUUUUGCAGUGAAGGGAAUAUGUCUCAUGCAAUGCAGUUUCUUGCUCUUCUACUGAAAGAUGGUUUAACACUCACUGCUGCUGUCUACAAUAGUUUUAUUACCGGGUACAAGAAUUUGAAAAUGAUGAAAGAAGCUUCCAAAUUUUACGAGAGCAUGAUUAAAGACGGAAUCGCUGCUGAUACAGUUACAUACACUACCUUAAUCGACGGUUUCUCAAAAGAUGGCAACGUAGCCUUUGCGCUGGAGCUGUACUCGGAGAUGUUGGCUAAGGGUAACAUCCCCGAUGCUAUCACUUUCACGGCGUUAACACAUGGCCUUAUCCGCAGUGGAGACUUUGAUGGUGCUAAGAAGUUAUUGGAUGAGAUGAGGAGAUUGGAUGUACAGCCUAAUGUUUAUAUUUAUAACAUGCUGAUAAAUGGAUACCUCCGUGAUAGUAAGCUGCAAGAAGCAUUCCAGUUGCAUGAUGAAAUGCUUAACAGGGGAAUUAUGCCUGAUCACAUAACUGAUGACAUACUGGCUGGCCAGAAAUCUUUAGAAGGUGACGGUUGUGCUGAUGUGCGGGCUCCUAUUUAAAAUUUCUGCCAGUUGUUCAGUUAAGAGUACCUUGGCUUCAGCAGAUUGAAGCUUCCACUCAUGACACCAUUGAGUUGGGAAACUGUGUGCUAUAACCCUAUAAAUAAAGGGAAACCUUAACAAGGCAAGAUGGAAGCAAAGAAAGUUAAUGGCGUCCUGUGCACCUGGUGUAUCAUAAGAUCAUGCCUGCUGCUCACCUGUGUUACAACAAGUGUGUUGAAAUCCCAUCAAAUUUUGCCCACCACCGCCCAAAAGGAUGAUAUUUUAGGUGAGAAGCACAGGAAUCAGGGAGGGCAAUUGUGAGACCCCCAACAAGAGGUGUCUGGUCAAUUUAGCCUCAUACACUCCUGACGUGUCUCCUGUCACUGUAAAUGUAAAUAAUGGAAGACCUGCUGAUGAAGACUGCACUGUUUGACCGGCAAAAUAGUUAUUUACACUUUGAUUCAUAAUCUUAAAUUGUUGCAAUUUUGAGAAACUUGCUGUGACUAGGAAUCAAGUAGUACGAGUGGUAAUGAGCUCAUGUAUGUGUAUUGGGUUCAAAUCACCAGCUUUCAAGAUCUCCCAGUCUCGGUCCAA